UAUUUGGAUUUGCACUUUUCCUUGGAUGAACUCAGACAUGUUAAUAACUCAGAAUGGGACUUUUGGAUGUGUUUAAUUUGAGCUCGGUGAAUGUGAGCAGGUGUGUAUUCUGCACUUUCUGGACUGUGAAUGAAUAGAAGGAAGAGUUGCUUCCCUUGAGCGAGUGUGUCAACACCAUGAGAAGCUGAGCAGAGCAUGGAGACCCUCGCUGCUGUCCCCGGCUCGUUGAGCUCAGGUGGAUGCUGAUCCCGACCCGGAAUGUUCUGACCUCCUGUGGAAUCUGGCUCUCAUGGAAACGGGCAGGCAGGCCCACGCGCAGCAUUUUCGUCCCUUCUUGGAUGUAGCUUGGUGAACCCGAUCGCCCUUCGCCAGAGGAGCCGCAAGACGGAAAGAGAAGUGUUCCGGAAAGGAGGACAUUUAAAAGAUUAAAGUGAUCAGCAGGACCUUAAAAGGCAGACUCGGAGAGACAUCUUCUAAAAGAACGAAAUCCCUGAAAGGUUCCUGCUCUCUGACUCGACUCAGAAACUGAGCAGAACUUCAUACCUGAAUCACGACAUCGGCGGCGGACAUCAGGAAUCAUUUUAAUCGCUCAAGAUGAUGACCAUGAUGAUGAUGAUGGUGGCCACCAUGGUGACCUGCAGCUCCCUCUUCCUGCUGGGCUUGGCCGCCGCCCACGCCUCUUCCAACACCAUGAGCCGCACUUCAUCCUCACCUUCAUCCUCCUCCUCUUCCUCCUCCUCGCCACGCAUGAAGCUUUCAUACAAAGAGCUGCAGCAGUUUCACGGAGUGCGGCGGUUCGAUCUGGAGCGAUCCUGCUGCUUCAGCGCCCUGCUGCUGGAUGAAGAGCGAGGAAGACUCUUCGUGGGGGCCAAGAACUUCCUGCUGUCGCUCUCGUUGGACAACAUCGCCAAGCAGGAGCACAAGAUUUACUGGCCUGCCCCUGUUGACUGGAGGGAGGAGUGCAACUGGGCUGGCAAGGACAUCACGUCUGACUGUGUGAACUACGUGAAGAUCGUGCACCAUUACAAUCGCACUCACUUAUACGCCUGCGGAACCGGAGCCUUCCACCCGACCUGUGCCUUCGUGGAGGUGGGACACAGGAUGGAGGACCACGUGUUCAGGAUUGAUCCCUCCAAGGUGGAGGACGGGAAGGGGAAGAGUCCAUAUGACCCUCGGCAUAAUGCUGCCUCUGUACUUGUGGGGGAUGAGCUGUACGCAGGCGUGGCCACCGACCUGAUGGGACGGGACUUCACCAUCUUCAGGAGUUUAGGGAAACGUCCCUCCAUUCGAACUGAGCAGCAUGAUUCCCGCUGGCUCAAUGAACCGAAGUUCAUCGGUUCCUUUUGGGUCCCUGAGAGCGAGAACCCCGAUGACGACAAGGUCUUCUUCUUCUUCCGGGAAACAGCGGUCGAAGCUCAGGGUUUGGGAAAGUCGACCUAUUCACGGAUCGGACAGCUGUGCAGGAAUGACAUGGGCGGACAGCGGAGCCUGGUGAACAAAUGGACAACCUUCCUCAAGACCCGCCUGAUCUGCUCGGUCCCGGGAGCCGAUGGCAGCGACACAUACUUUGAUGAACUCCGCGAUGUGUUCCUGCUGCAGACGAGAGACAGGAAAAAUCCUCUGGUCUACACUGUCUUCUCUACUUCCAGCAGUGUAUUUAAAGGCUCAGCUGUGUGUCUCUACUCAAUGAAUGACAUCCGGAGGGCCUUCCUGGGGCCCUUUGCUCACAAAGAGGGGCCCAACUACCAGUGGGUCCCCUUCCAGGGAAAAGUCCCCUAUCCCCGCCCAGGAAUGUGUCCCAGCAAGACGUUCGGCAGCUUUGAGUCCACGAAGGGUUUCCCGGACGACGUGAUCCAGUUUGCACGCCACCACCCGCUGAUGUACAACCCGGUCUACCCGAUGACCCGGAGGCCCAUCUUCGUCCGGACCAAUGUGGAGUACAGCUUCACCCAGAUCGCCGUGGACCGGGUGAACGCCGCCGACGGACAGUACGACGUCAUGUUCAUCGGCACAGACAGAGGAACAGUCCUAAAGGUGAUCAAUGUCCCCAAGGAAAGCUGGAACAACAUGGAGGAGCUCUUACUGGAGGAGUUGGAGGUCUUUAAAGAUGCCUCGUCGAUCAUCAACAUGCAGAUUUCCUCAAAGCGGCAACAGCUGUACGUGGGCUCGGACACGGGGAUCGCUCAGGUGCCGCUGCACCGCUGCAGUGUGUACGGGAAGGCCUGCGCCGAGUGCUGCCUGGCCAGAGACCCCUACUGCGCCUGGGACGGGACGUCCUGUACUCGCUAUUUACCGAACAACAAGAGACGUUUCCGCCGGCAGGACGUGAGGAACGGAGACCCCAACACUCUCUGCUCUGGAGACCAUCAUAAGCACCGCGUUGCAGAGAGGAAACUGUUCGGAGUCGAGGGAAGCAGCACUUUCCUGGAGUGUAUCCCCAAAUCGCUUCAGGCCAGGGUCACGUGGACCUUCCAGAAACAUCCGCAGAACCCCCGGGAAGAGGUUCGUCUGGACGACCGCAUCCUGCAGACGGACCGGGGUCUUCUGAUUCGACGUGUCCUGAAGAGAGACGUCGGCAUCUACCAGUGCCACGCCAUGGAGCACGGCUUCACCCAAACACUGCUGGGCAUCACCUUGGAAAUCGUACCUUCGACAUCCCCCUCCACUUCCAACCUGCCCUCUGAUGCCCCCGUUCGAUUAGACCCCCGCAGCGGAGGUGGGCCUCCGAUGACCAAUCAGAAGCUGUGGUACCGGGACUUCAUGCAGCUGGUCGACCACCCGAACCUGAGCACCGUCGACCAGAUCUGUGAGCAGGUUUGGGCUCGUAAGAACGCGGGCGGCGAGCAGGCGGACAAGACUUUUGCUGCUCAAGGGAAGGAGGCCCCUCCGGCGGGUCCCGCGGUGCGGCCGGCUAACAAGAAGUGGAAGCAUCUCCAGGAGAUAAGGAAGGGGAGGAACCGCCGAACCCACGACGGGAAGCCGAACCCCAGAGCGCCGCGCAGCGCGGGCGAGUAAGGACGGAGAGAGAGAGAGGCGGAGGGAGGGAAACACAAGGACUGAUACUGGAAGACAGGAGGAGACUGAUGGGUAAAGACUGAGACCUGGAACUCCUGGAGGUGUACACAAAACACACACACAAACACACACAGAUACACAUACACACACACACACACAGCACCUCCUAUCUUGUGUAUAUUUAUCAAUGGAUGCCCCCACUUUGCGGAACCCCGAUCCCCGAGUCCUCGUCCCAUUGGCCAGCCCCUGCAUGUGCUGCCUUACUGCCCAAAGUGAUUCUGCACGAUCCCUUUACACUGUUCCACUAGAAUAGUCGAUUGUACGAGCAGAGCUGUGGGAGUAACCCCGCCUCUAUCUGUGGGCCGUAAACCUGCACCCACCUGUGAUUCCCUUCGCCACUGACUCGGUACGGAGGACGUCCGCAGAGCAGAGGAUGUUUAUAUCUCUGCCUCCCAUAAACCAGCGACACAUUCAAGGUGGUUGAUGGAUCACAAUAUGCAUAUCUACCCUGGACUACACCACUCAUCGGCAAGAACUUUCCUCACCACUUUUGUUUUUUUUCUUACCUGAAGAUUUUAAAACAAGAAGAGCGGACUGGAGGGAUGUGUGUAAGCAAGAGGAAGAUGUAGCAACAAGACAACUGGAACAUACUGAAGUGAUGGUCUGUAACUGGAAA
Salarias fasciatus (jewelled blenny) is the source of this 3691-nucleotide messenger RNA. It is a transcript of the gene sema3b, whose product is annotated as sema domain, immunoglobulin domain (Ig), short basic domain, secreted, (semaphorin) 3B. Gene Ontology annotation, biological process: neural crest cell migration; axon guidance; positive regulation of cell migration. The transcript has 18 exons. Gene Ontology annotation, molecular function: chemorepellent activity; semaphorin receptor binding. Lineage: Eukaryota; Metazoa; Chordata; Actinopteri; Blenniiformes; Blenniidae. Bases 595 to 3015 code for a protein of 806 amino acids. The record is from RefSeq and is a predicted model, not a curated record. Gene Ontology annotation, cellular component: plasma membrane.